Molecule: messenger RNA, 1221 nt
Organism: Centropristis striata (black sea bass)
Lineage: Eukaryota; Metazoa; Chordata; Actinopteri; Perciformes; Serranidae
Product: MANSC domain-containing protein 4-like
Exons: 3
Coding region: 1-1221 (406 amino acids)
Source: RefSeq, a predicted model, not a curated record
AUGAAUGUCACAUGGGGUUUGCUGACGGUUUUGAGUCUGGCGUGCCACACUGAGUCGAGGUGCUCGCCGACCUCUUAUUAUAAGAACUGCUGGAUUCGACGCUUUCCGGGGAUUUUCAUCGACAUCGAGGAGUCUCAGCGGAGAGGAGCGCAGCUUCUCGAGUCUUACCAGGAGGAGACCGCGCUCAAAUGCAGCCGCACCUGUUGCCUCACGAGGAACUUUUCCUGUAACCUGGCCAUAUUUCAUUAUGAUACCACUCAAGAAAACGUGAACUGCUUCCACCUGCACUGUCCAACACUGGAGAGCUGCAUUCUCAGCCACAGAGGCAACGUUGUUCUCUAUAACAUCACAAAGGGUGUGGAUCCUGACUUGUUGGUGUUUGGAAAAUACUUCACCUCCAAUGUCCGCGUGUUACCCCACUACUACAGCCGAGGCAACGCCUCAGAGCCGCUGCCCUCUGACAAACGCCAGUUCUUUCACCCACCUCCGCCUGCCGCACUGCCUCUGACUGCAGCACCCACAGUGAAACCCCCGACCACAGUGAGCAGCGUGCUCACCACCUCCACCUCUACCACCACCACCACGCUGCAGAGCACCAGUCAGCCUUCAACAGUUCCCAUAACCACAGCUGCCUUAUCUUCCACUGCAGACACUCCACUAGCUUUAGGGAAUCAUGCACAAACAACAACCCCAACCAUCUCCACUACUUCUCCUGCACCCACCUUUGCUACACCUGCUCCAUCCAGCACAGCAGCCACCCUCAGGCCUUUUAAUCCCAGCACCACUCCUGCCUUUGCUACCACAGCUGCACAACCUUCCACAUCCCCUACCCAUCACCACACCACCACCACCUCUCAGUUGGCCACCAGCCCUCCCACUACCACCGCCCUUAUGGAAAGUAUAGAAAGCAGCAAACAAAACCCCAAUGACACCAAAGGCAGCCUGGGGAGGAACCACACUGCAGGCAGUGAGGAAGGUCAGGGUGUGACAGGAGAGGACACUUUCGGGGGGUUGGGACCUGGGUGGCAUGUAGCUGCUCACACCUUGCUGGUUGCAGUGGCCAUCUGCAUUACAGUGCUGCUGAGCUGUUGUUGCUCCAUUCUGCUGGUUGUGAGCUGGAGGGGUCAGAGGAAGAGGAUGGGACGCUACCGAACAUCGUGGAGAGGGAAAAAGGGCUCAAUGCGUCUGAUAAAGUAUGUGCUGGUCAGAGAAAACUACUGA